This is a messenger RNA of Brassica oleracea var. oleracea, 842 nucleotides long. Its product is annotated as protein FANTASTIC FOUR 1. The transcript has a single exon. Lineage: Eukaryota; Viridiplantae; Streptophyta; Magnoliopsida; Brassicales; Brassicaceae. Bases 39 to 746 code for a protein of 235 amino acids. The record is from RefSeq and is a predicted model, not a curated record.
UGUUUCACUCUGUUUUUGUUUUGUUUUACCCUCACAACAUGUCUGUAAUACUUGGCCAAGCUUACGACCAUCUUCUCAAGAAGCAGAUAAGCCAAAACGCUGACGUGGGUGGAUGGAGUUUCCUGCAAUCUCUCUGUGAAGCCAAAGGCAUUGUCCGAAACAGAGAAGACCAAACAAAGAAAACGUCUUACGUCCACCCAACUGAUCAGAAGCUGUCCGUAGCUAAACUGAGCCUCGAGAUGUGCACAGAGAGUCUCGGUACCGAGAGUGGGAGUGAAACUGGAGACGAGAUCUCGUUGCUUGCGCUGGAAGCAACCAAUAUACCAAUGCUUCCUGUUAAGAGAACACCACGAGAAGAAACUUACCCUAAAGUACGUGAAAACAGUUUCCCCCCGCCGUUAAAAUCCGUGAAAGGGUUUAACCAUAGCCGCAUGGUGAAAUCUUAUACAGAAGAUGGUCGUCUUGUAGUUCAAGCAAUUAGGGUUUGCUCACCGCCUCGUUGCUUUGUAACUAAACGUUGUGAAGGAAGGCUUCGUCUCUGUUUGUCAGAUAAUGAAUCCGAAUUUGAAGCUCAUGACGAAGAUGAAGACAACGAGAAUGGACCAGAAGAUGAUGCAGAGGAGGAGGACGAGGGUAAAAUCGGAAAUAACAAAUUUAGAAGGCCAAGAAGGAGAAGCAAUGAAAAUGGAUGCGAGCCUAAAACCAUGCAUGACUGGCAGCAGCAACAAUUUUGGGUGAUUACAUGAUGGGAAACUCAAGUCGGCAAUUUUUAUAUACAAUACAAUAAGAGCCAUACAAUAAUUACAUAUAUAUAUACCUUUGAUUUAGUAUGGCUUAUGAGU